This is a messenger RNA of Babesia ovata, 726 nucleotides long. Its product is annotated as archease family protein, putative. NCBI's taxonomy places the organism in Eukaryota, Apicomplexa, Aconoidasida, Piroplasmida, Babesiidae. The coding region runs from base 1 to 726 and encodes 241 amino acids. The transcript has a single exon. Gene Ontology annotation, biological process: tRNA splicing, via endonucleolytic cleavage and ligation. The record is from RefSeq and is a predicted model, not a curated record. Gene Ontology annotation, cellular component: tRNA-splicing ligase complex.
AUGGAAGCUUCCAAUACCUAUGUGAUAGACGGAGUGGAGAUAACUUCCAAGCCGCCGCGGGCCCGGCGGAAGGGCAACGUCCCCCGCGGACGCCAUGACGAGGUGGAGGAGCCUCCGUCUCCACCGGAAUCUUCUGAGGUUGACAUAGCGUCUGAGGUACAGGAACUUGCAUCCGAGUCGCACGAGUUCGGUUAUCUUGACCACCCAGCUGAUGUGAUCAUCACGGGAUCCGGUAAACACUUUUGCCGUGCGUUGGAGUCUAUCAUUCUGGCGAUGUUUGGCUACAUUACGGACACUUCGUUGGUAGAUGCGCGAAGCCGCCGCAGCAUAUCCGCAGCGGGCAAGUCGCUUAAUCAGCUGCUAUUCCACGUGUUGGUGGAAUGUCUCUACAUGCACAACGGUCACGGUUUCGUGGCCAGGUAUGUGCGCGUUGAAGGCGAAGUCGACGUCCAGCGGCUGCUUCAAGGCGAUGAACCCGCAGAAGUAACAGUUUCGCUGUACGGUGACAUAUACGAUCGGGCAUUGCACACAUGCGGCACUGAAAUCAAGGCCAUCACGUAUCAUGGGCUAAAGACCCAGAUAACAGUGGGCGACCAGGCAGUGACGCUAACCGACGACCCCGCUGAAGGCACAUCUCCUGACGCCUUAUCGCACUUCCUCCGCUGUAUGGGCGUGGAUUCGCUGAAGACAGCGGAGUUUAAGCUGUUCGCUCACGUCGAUAUCUGA